AUGGAGAAAUCGAGGAACUUCAGAAUUGACGCCCUGCUCGCUGAUGAGAGUAAGCGGGGGAGCCGAGACCUCUCCCCCGGUCUGAGCAGCGACAGCCCUGCAGGAAGCCCGGUCUCUUGUCGCCGCUCGGACACCCCGUCUCCGCGGGCCGUACAACUUCAGACCGGAAUAAUCCCCAAACCGGGUAUCCUAAAUUUCCCACAUCCAGGACUCGCUUCAAUUCCCGGCAUGUAUCCUGCACCCAUGUACCCAUUAUCAGCGUUGGGUGGUCAGCACCCUGCGUUCGCAUACUCCGGUUUCACACAACUAACACAGACCUACCCAGAGCACCUGAAGGCGGCUGCCAUGGCGGGAUCUCUGCCACUGGAGCACUGGAUCCGCGCUGGGAUCAUGAUGCCAAGACUGCCAGAUUACAGCUGUAAGUAUGGUUUGCUGCAGAUGAUUUCCCCUCAGUCUGGUCUUUUGGGGAAGUGCCGAAGGCCCCGCACCGCCUUCACCAGUCAGCAGCUGCUGGAGCUGGAGAACCAGUUUAAACUCAACAAGUACCUCUCCAGACCCAAACGCUUUGAAGUGGCCACCUCACUCAUGCUGACUGAAACACAGGUCAAGAUCUGGUUCCAGAAUCGAAGGAUGAAGUGGAAACGCAGUCGGAAGGCAAAGGAACAGGCCACCUCCUCGGCCCAAUCUGAGACACAGCGACUACGCAGUGGGGGGAAAACAGUCACUGACAAAUCUACUGAGAGCAGGCGAGCUGUGAAUCCAGACGACAGGGGGAUGGAUCUUGAUCUGGAGGAUGGCGAAGAGGAGGAAGGGGAGGACGAGGAGGAUGAAGAAGAGGACGAGGCCCAGCACGGUUUUCCUGCUGAUUUGGGUAAUGGCACUGAGAUGCCACAAUCCACGGACUUUUUGCAGUGCAGCACCAACGUUGGCUACAAUCCCCACAGCCCUUUCUCUGAUGAGGAGCUAGAGGGGGUGCAAGUAGGAGCAAGUGACAGAAAGAUUGGGGCAGGACUGUGA
Messenger RNA from Micropterus dolomieu (smallmouth bass), 1017 nucleotides. RefSeq names its product motor neuron and pancreas homeobox 2b (gene mnx2b). The coding region runs from base 1 to 1017 and encodes 338 amino acids. The record is from RefSeq and is a predicted model, not a curated record. Gene Ontology annotation, cellular component: nucleus. Gene Ontology annotation, biological process: spinal cord motor neuron cell fate specification; central nervous system development; regulation of DNA-templated transcription. Lineage: Eukaryota; Metazoa; Chordata; Actinopteri; Centrarchiformes; Centrarchidae. Gene Ontology annotation, molecular function: sequence-specific double-stranded DNA binding; DNA-binding transcription factor activity, RNA polymerase II-specific. The transcript is spliced from 4 exons.